UGAGGAAGCAACACUUGAAACCUCAAUAUCAAACCGGAUAAAAACCUUCCAAAUUUGCCUCUCUUUCACCACGAAUCGAACAAUACAGAAGGAUUAUCAAUUUAUAGUUUCACAUCUGCAACGCCUACAGAUAUUCGAUCAUAGUCAAAUACCAUGGAGCUAACACAUCUCUUUACACACCUCACAGUGUCUUUGCAUGCGAUGUAAUCAAGAAGAUGGAGGAGAUAUGUAGAGUCAAGUAACUUGGAGGAGCAACUUAGUUUUGGUUUGUACCGAAUUAAAAAUCUGUUGGCAAUCGCACAUUUUUAUUUGGACUUAAAAUCACGCGGUAUUCAAAACUGUCAGUGACUUCAUACAAUACACCACUAUUUAUCUUUCGGAACUUACUUUUGGAAUAUAGACAUCUUGAAGAGAUUUGAUUUCACGUCGGAGGAGUUUCGUUGGAAAGAUGAUGCAAGGACACGCAAAGGGUCUUUCAUGCUGGUGUCUCUUGACGGUGAUAUGUCUGUACGUAGCUCAGACAUGUUCUGCAGACAAUGUAGGAUGGAUGGUAGCAGCAGACACACCAAAUCCAGAUUCAUCAGUGGAGGACUUUUUAGGCCGUUUCCGCAGGCAAACAACCUCACCAGUGCUUCCUAAAAUAACGAUGUUCCAUGUGGAGUCAAAGGUUGCUGUCCGCUUUGCAAGUACUACCAUCAGAACCAACGUAAGGAACGUAGCAACAAGAAAUCAAGCCGUAUCAUUCGAUUUGCUCCUUCCGCUCAAAGCAUAUAUCUCAGACUUUACAAUGGUUGUCGAUGGCGUUUCAUACCCUGGCCAAACGGUAGAUAGGUGCAUCCUGGAGCAGAAUUUGAGAUCAUCCGAUGUCCCCAUAGCAACCAUCGAUAAAUACCAAUAUACCGCUGGGGGUGAAUACACACGUAAUGUCUUCACAGUAAAGACAAAUGUCCCAAGAAAGAAAUCAGUGAAGGUGACAAUAGUCUAUCAAGAACUACUUGAAAGGCAGGCUGGUUGGUACACUCAGAGGAUUAGCGUGAGACCUUCUCAGGUUGUCCGGAAUAUGAGAAUCUUUGCCUCUGUUACUGAGCCACAAGGUAUCAUUCGAUCAGAAGCUGGUUUCGAUACAAGAACUCUUGCGUCUUCACUAACCUCUCUGGCAGUUGAUAGUAUCAGCUCAGCGGCAGUCUCUACUGCCAGAAGUUAUAGCGGAAGGGUGUAUGACUUGAUGAACUACACCCAGACGAGUGCAGCAGGUUCAUCCUCAUCUUCAUCGUCAUCAGGCUCCUCGGCAUCGUCAUCAUCAUCUGGAUCUUCCUCAGGUGCAUCGUCGGGCUCGUCAUCAGUUCAUAGCUGGUUCGUGGUGGCGUAUGAACCCAGUGAAGAUCAACAAAACCAAUAUAGGAAUUAUUAUAACAAGGAAGGGAUCUAUGGUGACUUUAUAAUCCGGUACAACGUAGCACCCCGAGGGGGAGUUGGGUGGGUGCAGACGGAUGGACCAAACUUCAUCCAUCGCUUUGCACCUCGUUCAUUGGCGCCAGUCAACAAAAGGGUAGUAUUCGUUCUGGAUUUCAGCGCCUCAAUGUACCCUAGGAAACUGCGUCAGACAAAAGCAGCCAUGAAUUCAAUCUUGGAUCAGAUGAGUGAGAAUGACCAGUUUAAUAUCAUGCCCUUCUCUGAUGAUAUCUAUCGAUGGAAAGAAAAUGAAAUGGUCACAGUUACUCCGGAAUCGGUCACCGAAGCGAAGGAAUAUAUCAGGCUGUUUAAAUACAAAAGAGGAACAAAUCUCAAUGAUGCUAUGCUACAAGGAUUUAGGCUCUUGGAAGCAACAGGUUCAAUGGAUUCUAGUAGUGAGAACCCUAUGGUGUGCAUCCUUUUCUUGCUCACUGAUGGCAAACCUUCGAGCGGUACCACUGACCUUAACGUCAUCGAAAGCAACGUCCGAGCAGCCAACAACAGAAGAUGUUCCCUGGUCACUCUUGGCUUUGGCAAGCUGGUCGAUUUUAAUUUCUUGGGUCGUCUUGCGUUGCAGAAUCGAGGGAUUACCAGAAAGAUUUUUGAGUCAUCUUCAGCUACAGUUCAGCUGCAAGGUGUGUACAACGAGGUCGCCACUCCGCUCCUCUUCGAUAUCGUGGUUGAAUACCUCAACAAUGCCGUCCUUGGACAGUCAUUAUCAGCAAGCAAUUUCUCCAAUUAUUACAACGGUUCAGAAUUGAUCAUUUCCGGUAUUCUUAGCGAUGAAGAUCUCGGAAUACUGCCAAUCAGAAUCACAGCCGUCGGAUCCGAUGGCCCUAUUACUAUUGAGGAAGACGUCGACUUAAGUAACAAUCAAUUGCUCCGCGGUGAAAAUAUACCUACGGACUUUACGGAACGCACAUACGCAUUUCUCUUAGUGCGCGAGCUUUUCGAUAAGUUCACGCUAGCCAACGAUGCCCAGGAGCGGGAAGCAAUCAUAGCCAAGACACAGGAGAUAUCACAGCGAUAUAAUCUGCUGACUCCUAUCAUGUCCAUGGUGCUCACCCGCUCAGGGGCCUCUGCUGGCUCCGGAAGGGGAGAUGGAACAGUUGGGGACGACAGCAGCAUCAUUCUCAGCAAUGGGAACACCAUAACAGCGAGUCGUCCUGAUGGGUACGUUUGGGAUAUCUUGGGACCAUCCUAUGGCAACAUCGGCCAACCAGGCAGUGCCAUAGGAAUCGGAGCAGCAUCGUGUCCAGUGAUUCCAACACCAGCAAUGUCGACAACACCGUCCCCUACCACAACCACUCCACCUCCAACAACCACGACACCACCGACAACUACAACCCCGCCGACGACUACGCCAAUCCCUACCACCACAACGCAGCCGACUACCACCCCAGUCCCUACUACAACUACUUUGCCAACAACUACACCUUCUCCAACCACAACGCCAAUGCCUACUACAACAACACCAAUACCAACGACCACAACACCUGUACCAACUACCACAACACCUGUACCAACGACCACAACACCUGUACCAACGACCACAACACCGAUCCCUACUACAACCACAAAACCUACAACUACACCUAUUCCUACCACAACCACGCAACCUACAACAACACCUCUGCCUACAACUACCACACCCCUACCUACAACAACCACGCCCAUGCCUACUACUACCACCCCUUUGCCAACAACUACGGAAGAACCUACUACAACAACGAUGCCGACCACGACAACUAUUCAAACUACUACAAGAAGGACAACAACCCCCAGGCAGCGUCAACCGAAAGGCCCUGUGUCGCUGACUCGAUACUAUGUAGAAUCUGAUACAACUGAGCGCUAUACACGUACAUCUGUGACAGCUUCGUACAUUCACAGUAACCAACAAGACCAGGUUAUCGAAUUCAGUCAGCAAAUACCAAGCAAAGCUUUCAUAUCAAAUUUCUACGUAGAUGUCGGUGGUCGGAGAUACAGGGGCGUUGUCCAAGAUAUCCAGGAGGAUAACUGGCAAGAAGUAUUUGCUAGCAAUAGUGACAGAGGGCAGGUUGUCGCAUUUCUAGCGCGGCGAGAUCCUGCCAAAGAUGCGUUUGUCAUGUCAGUCCCCGACGUAGCACGUGAUACACCUGUCACCUUUGUUCUCAUUUACGACCAACUCAUGGAUAAGGUCAGAGGUCAAUAUCAACAACGAAUCAACGUUAAUCCUCGCCAAAUAGUUGAUGAUUUGGGUGUCGACGUUCAAGUAACCGAACCGCAGAGGAUCAAGAAUAUAUCCGCUGCUUUCCAAGGUAAACCGGCCGCAGCACCAAGUGAUGUCGACCUAUCAAAGGAUCUGGUUAGAGAAAGCAAUUCUCGAUAUAAGUUCCGAUAUAUGCCGACACCGAACGAGCAACGUGACGUUUCAGACGAUGGCGUAGAUGGUGACAUCGUUUUGACGUACACCUUAAUGGACACACCAACUGGAAGUCAUACACAGGUUCAAAACGGCUACUUCGUCCACUUCUAUUCACCAAUUGGACUAGAUGUCAUCAGCAAACAAAUCGUAUUUGUCAUUGACGUCAGUGCUUCAAUGUACGGUACCAAGCUAAGUCAGACCAAAGAAGCAUUGAAGACCAUGUUAGAUAACCUAAACCCGACUGACUACUUCAAUAUCAUUACCUUCUCAGAUGGUGUCCAAUAUUGGCGAGAAAAUAACCGUCUUGCUCCAGCUCAGAGACGGUACAUUGGCGACGCCGUGGCAUAUGUUGACAGUCUGCGAGAUGACUCUGAAACAAAUCUUAAUGAGGCCAUUAUAAAGGCGGAUGAGCUUCUGGACAGUGAAGCCCGUUACAAUCGUCCUGAUGAUAACUUCUAUAGCAUGAUGAUCCUACUGACCGAUGGAAGACCUUCUGUUGGAACAACAGAUCAACAGGAGAUCUUGGACAAUGCACGUGAUGUCAUCAACGGCAAGCAUUCUCUCAACAUUCUUGGCUUUGGCCGUCUGGUCGAUUUCGAUCUCCUUGUCAAGUUGGCAUACGAAAACAACGGCACGGCGAAGAUGAUCUACGAAGGUACCACUGCUGCGGAGCAACUCCGAGAGUUCUACUUCGAACUCUAUCGUCCUCUUCUCUUUGAUGUGACAAUGGAGUAUCCUGGCGGAGUAGCGGAUGGACGUACGCUGACUAAAAGAACAUUCCCUGUUUAUUACGAUGGCUCUGAAAUGGUCGUGGCCGGAAAAUUGAGUGAAGAUCCACCGUCCGAUAUUUUGAGAGGAACAAUCGACCUCAAGUCUGACCAAGGACCAACAAGAAAGUAUCUCUCCAUUGAUACAACGCAAACAUCGCCAGAGCUCGGUCAAUCACGGGCAGUUCCAGAUGUUGUCCACCGAAUCUGGGCCAUGAAGAAACUUGAAAACCUGAUAAAGGAUUUUGGAAAAAGUACCGAUCCUAAUGAGAGAUACACUAUUGCUGAGGAAAUAAUUAAACUCUCCAAAGAAGAAAACUUUGUGACCCCACUGACUCCAAUGACCAUCGUAGAUCCAGCAACUGGCGAUUCUAUGGAUGGAACCGAAGGCUGGAUGCCAUUGCCUGCUUACAGCAGAGCAAACACAGAGCGAAAUUUGCUAAAGGAGGCUAUUGGAAAGGACCCCACAGAUGUAACUCCAAAGAUUCAUGAUGCUCCCUUAGCUGUAGAAAGUGAUGAUGGUAUCAACAUUGGUCGCUUCGAGGUAGAUUCUGUCAUUGUUCUCCGAUAUGCGAGCACUGAAAUCGAAAGCGAGAUGGUGAACGAGGCCCCAACCACAGGACAGGCUGUCUUCAAGCAGAAGGUUCCUUCUAAUGCUUUCAUCACCGGCCUUAAAAUGCGUCUAAAUGGCCGGACAUAUACAAGUGACGUAACGGAUCCACAAGACACUGCUGGUCUUGGACUAGGAAUCCUAGAGAUUGGACCAAGUGGAGGAAUACUAUCACCUCUCGACCUAGAAAACAACAUCUUGGUGGUUUCGGUUCCAGUAGACCCAAGCAACUCUGUAACAUUCACUCUCACCUAUGAAGAGAUGCUCCAUAAAAGACUAGGCGCCAUCGAACAAAAGAUCGGAAUCUUCCCUGGAGAGAUUGUCGACAUCAUGACACUCCGGACAACGGUCAUCGAGCCCCGAGGAUUCGAGCACAGCAAAGCCUUCUUCGUUGACCAGUCCGACCCAACAACACCGAUAUCUCUAGACAACUUUAUCACACAGCCCAAUGAUGCACGAUGGGAGGUGAUGUAUGCACCAGGACCUCGUGAGCAGACUGCAGCAAGUCCAAAUGGUUUCAUGGGAGAUUACACUAUUCAGUACGGUGUCAGCAGCGAAAACAAUGGCAACGAUAUACAGGUAUUCGACAACCACUUUGUCCAGUUUUUCUCGCCAUCCGACCUCCCCGUUCUUCGUAAGAACGUGAUCUUUAUCAUUGAUGUAAGUGGUUCAAUGGCAGGAACCAAGCUGCGUCAGGUGAAGGACGCCCUCACCACGAUCCUCAAUGACAUGCCCGAGACUGACAAGUUCAACAUCAUUCCAUUCUCCGACGACGUCAAUUUCUUAGACCGAAACAAGAUGCUCUUCUCUACAAGCUCAAAUAUAAGGAGAGCUAAGCGUUUCGUCAACUCUUUGCAAGAAAGAGACAAUACAAAUCUAUACAAGGCCAUUAUCGCCGGAGUUAGGAUGCUCCGUACCGAGAGCGAUCGGGAUGUCGGACCUAAUGAAAACAUCGUGUCCAUGCUCAUCGUCCUGUCCGAUGGAAACCCAAACCAUGGUGAGAUUGAUAAGGAGAUCAUUGAAAGAAACGUUGAAGAAGAAAUCGGAGGGGAUUUCUCGCUCUUUAACCUGGGAUUCGGCGAGGACCUGGACUUCCCAUUUCUGGAGCGUAUGGCAUAUCAAAAUCACGGCGUAGCAAGGCAGAUACCCGAACGAGCUGAUGCAGGGAAGCUUUUGGAGAACUUCUACUUCGAAGUAGCCACGCCCCUUCUCCGUGACGUAGAAUUCCAAUACUCGCGAGGAAUAGAAUACAAUUCUCUGAGUGAUAGGAUAUUUUCCAACUACUUUAAUGGAUCUGAGCUUGUUAUUGUGGGUAAACUGUUGCCCAAUUACCGAUAUAGUACGCUUUCUUCCUAUACGUAUGCCAGAACAUCAUCAGAUGACAUUACCUUCAGGAGCAGAGGGGACACGAGGGUGCCUGACAGAGCCUUGCUCGAUCUCGAUGUCCCAGAAGGAAUCAUUGAGAAGAUUUGGGCUAAUUAUAUUAUCCAAUCACUUCAACAAAGACUGAAACUAAGUGAAAUAACCCCUGAAUUUACCAUGUCAGAUGAUGGAGAAAUUAGAGACAUGUCUGUUGAAUACAGCUUCUUUAAUCCAUACACUGCGUUAUUAGUUAGAGGGCAGGCGGAUUCCACCAAUGAGGCCUAUCCAUUCGCAAUGAGAAUCAUUGCAUCACCUCUACCCCGACCGGUCAGGGAGACCCUCAAUCAAGAAUUCGUAAUGGAAACGCCAUCAGCUACAUCAAUCCCAGAUACAGAAGGUCCCUUACUUAAUACCAUACACAUACCAGAGUUGGCUCUUCAGGUAUGUCUAGAGGAAGAUCCAUGGGUGAAUGACGAACUUGUUCUACUGGAAGACAAUGUGAAUGGUGUCCAUGUCAUUGGAAGAAUUGGCGGUGACGAGGUUGAUUUCGACGGUUACAUCUCCGACCGUACUUUCAUCGAGGACAUCGUUGUGACGUUGGGUUCGCGAUCGAAUGCAGAACACGAACUCCGCUUCACAUCCCGCGGAGUGAACGUGGAUACCAACCCACAGAUAAGAUGGUCUGGCGAUUUGGAAUCUUCCCUCGAAUUCGGUGUCCAUCAAGUUGAAGUGAGCGGGAAGAUAGCCAUAGUGACCUUGAGCAGGGGAACGUCCUUUGAGAUCACUGGAAACAGAUUGGAAGCCAACCUGGAAGGAAAUCGACCUCUCGGACUAUCAUUUGACUUGUUGAACCCAGUUGGUUUGUCUCCGGAUAUAACCGGCGUCAUAGGUCAGUAUCAGAAAGCUCGUGUAGUCAUCCAAGACCCUACAGCAAGUCAACAACCAGGAGUAUCACCUAAUGUGUGCAAUGUACCAAGCAUUAUGAGUCAGGCAGUCAGAGUCAGACUGGUUUGGCGCCAAAAUUGGACUCCAGAAUCAGACGCGAUCUGUGGACAUUGAACAUUAAAUCUGUUCAAGAUGAAGGGAAUUUGAUUUGGGGUUACUUUUCACAAGACGAUUGAACUUGUACAGAAUUAUUAUUACUCAAAUUUACCAGGAAAACAAAUUAUUUCACCAAACAAAAGUAUCAAGGAGAAAUUCCACUCACACACACAUAUUUACGUGCUAGUGGCGCUUGGAAAUAGAGUGUAUUUUAUAAAGCGCUAUACAAAUGCAAGUUAUUGUUAUUAUUACCAUAUCUUGCAUAUGGAACAAAAUAAUCUUAAGAGUUGUCUUUAAUUUCUCUGGCUUACAAGUAGUUUUCGUAUAAGAGCCGUGCAUUAAAGAAUUGUUAAAUGAACACUGGGGCAUGUAAAAUAUCUUGAAGUGUAAAUGUAAUUCCAAUAAAAUUAAGUAAUAUUAUUUUUUAUGCAUUUACUAACAAAAUCUGUUGUAAUCUAUGGGUCGUAUAAUCAUGUUCAAGUAUCACUCUAAAUUCAAAGGAUUUAAAAUGAAUCAAGAUCGGCUGGGAAUAGUGACCAACUGAAUCGAUUUUUUUUA
Molecule: messenger RNA, 8194 nt
Organism: Lytechinus variegatus (green sea urchin)
Lineage: Eukaryota; Metazoa; Echinodermata; Echinoidea; Temnopleuroida; Toxopneustidae
Exons: 30
Coding region: 449-7654 (2401 amino acids)
Source: RefSeq, a predicted model, not a curated record